ACCAAAAGACUGCGGACAGUACAGGGGAUGACCAGAGACUGCGGACAUGGUGAAGGAAAUGACCAGAGACUGCGGACAGUGCAGGGGAUGACCAGAGACUGUGGACAGUGCAGGGAUGACAAAUACUGCGGACAGUACAGGAGAUGACCAGAGACUGCAGACAGUACAGGAGAUGACCAAAAGACUGCGGACAGUACAGGGGAUGACCAGAGACUGCGGACAUGGUGAAGGAAAUGACCAGAGAGACUGCGGACGUGCAGGGGAUGACCAGAGACUGUGGACAGUGCAGGGGAUGACCAGAGACUGCGGACAGUGCAGGGGAUGACCAGAGACUGCGGACAGUGCAGGGGAUGACCAGAGACUGCGGACAGUGCAGGGAAGGACCAGAGACGGCAGACAGUACAGGGGAUGACUAAGAGAAUGCGGACCUUUGGGGAGGGAGGGGGAGCGGACACCGUAC
Messenger RNA from Staurois parvus, 460 nucleotides. The record is from the annotation of a GenBank genome assembly. NCBI's taxonomy places the organism in Eukaryota, Metazoa, Chordata, Amphibia, Anura, Ranidae.